AACAGUCACUUCGAAGCGUCUGCAACCAUUUCUGAAAAAUACUUAUUUCCGUCCCCCAUGAAAAUGUGGCUGUAGUGAGGCCUGGCACGACUCCUUGAAGAAUGAAAAGGUAAUUGAUCCCAAAAACUAGUUGCCAUAGCGGGGUAUUCUUUCUACUCCGUAACUGGCAGUAGAAAGAGAGAAGAGACAGGAGGGUAAAAGGUCCGUCGUCAACAGUCACCGCUCCCGUCCUGAACAAGAGGAGGAGCUGAAUGCUGUUUCCUCCAUUUGAAGCAACGAAGUGUUGAUACAGAUAAAGGAGGAAAUUUAACCGAGAUGAAGAUGAUCUCCAGCAUCCUGCUGCUCCUCAUCCUCAGCUCAUGUCUCUGUGCAGCAACAUUUGUAGUGAAUGUGACACAGAGCAGCUAUCAGGCAGAGGAGAACCACAGCAUCACUCUGGAGUGGACCUUCACCACCAAGACUCAGGGAUCCUGGUGGAAACUGUUCAUCUACUGCAGCUUACUGGCUCCUCAUAAAGAACUAGUUCUCUAUGAGGUCCGUGAAGGUGUUGAGUUUCCAGAGUCUCAGGAUGAACAUUUUUCAGGACGAGUCCAGAGUGACAAAGACGUCCUCAGAGAAGGACGAAUCAGACUCCAUGUGUCCAGACUGAGGAUUAAUGACUCUGGUCGGUAUUGGUGUGAAGUGGAAACUGAAGAUGGAUUCAACAAGACAGAAUGUCGACUCAACGUCUUUGAAGUGAAGGACGUUGGUCAGAACCUGAUACAUGCAAAGGUGGGAGACGACGUUAUUCUGCCAUGUCAUCUGGAGCCUCCAUUUGACGUGAACAGACUUACAAUCGAAUGGAGAUUCAAGGGUCAAAUAAUACUUGUGUAUCACAGCGGAGCUGAAGAUGAUAAAACUUCAGACCCAAAGUACCAGGACAGAAUCUUUAUGUUCCAUGAUGAGUUUAAAAACGGCAACAUUUCCCUCAAAUUGAUCAAAGUGACCAAAGAGGAUGAAGGGAUUUAUACUUGUUUUGUUCCCAACCUGCAAAGUAAAGUCAGGAAGGUGAACGUUACUCUAAAACUUGAACCUCAUCCUAGAGUUAUUGUUGUUGGUGGUGUUGUUGUUCAUGUUGUUCUUGUUGGAUCACUCAUCAUCAUCAUCUUCAUCUUCAUCUUCAUCAUAUACUAUGGUGUACGUCGCCGCAGAGAUGAACAAAUUUUCCAUGCCAGAGCAGCAACUCUCGACACGAACAAAGGAGAAAUGAUGGAGGGAUGGAAACAGAACAAUUCCAGAAUCGGAGAGGAAACGGUAACCAAGGAGAUGAAGAUAAAAAAAGAUAUUUUACAGGAACAACAAAACCAAAGUGUCUGAAUUAUUCAUC
This is a messenger RNA of Gambusia affinis (western mosquitofish), 1366 nucleotides long. RefSeq names its product CD276 antigen-like. Gene Ontology annotation, cellular component: external side of plasma membrane. NCBI's taxonomy places the organism in Eukaryota, Metazoa, Chordata, Actinopteri, Cyprinodontiformes, Poeciliidae. The coding region runs from base 316 to 1356 and encodes 346 amino acids. Gene Ontology annotation, biological process: cell surface receptor signaling pathway; cellular response to lipopolysaccharide; immune response. The record is from RefSeq and is a predicted model, not a curated record. The transcript has 7 exons.